CAAUUAACAUUCAAAUUAAUCGAAGCCAAUUUUCCCAAUUUCCUUUUUCCCUCACGCGUUUUUUAGUCCCAAACAAGUAACAAGCCCAAUUGCUGCAGAGUCAUCAUUAGAUUCAUAGAUAGGACUGGGUCUCCUCUGUCAAAGAGACAGAGAGUUAGUUUACCUUCUAAGAAACAACCUCUUUCAUUUUCAAAACAAAAUCCACAACACCGCGUCCACGUCUCUACGUCUCUUCUCUUCUCUCGUCCUGCAGAAGAAGACUCAGACACCUCGUUGACUAAUUACUCCUAAACCAAACACCCCUCUGCCCCUUCCUCUUCAAAACCUCACCAGAUUUCGUCUCUCCAUUUACUCCCAUUCUACUAUCCAUUCAAUCGGAUUUCGAUUUCCAUUUCGAUUUUGAUUUUUGGAUUUGAGAAGCAGCAGCCAUGAACGACUUGUUCUCGGGCUCGUUUUCGCGGUUCCGGAGCGAGCAGAACACGAACGACGAUCACGUGAUCGAGAUGUCAUCGGCGGGGGCGAGCACCGGCGGCGUCAACCACGACAAGUUCUUCGGCGACGUGGAGUCCGUGAAGGACGAGCUCAAGGAGCUGGAGCGCCUCCACCAGAACCUCCAGUCCUCUCACGAGCACAGCAAGACGCUCCACAACGCCAAGGCUGUCAAGGACCUCCGAUCUAGCAUGGACGCCGACGUCACCCUCGCCCUCAAGAAGGCCAAGGUCCUCAAGGUCCGCCUCGAGGCUCUCGACCGGUCCAACGCCGCCAACCGGAGCCUCCCCGGCUGCGGACCCGGUUCGUCCUCCGAUCGGACCAGGAUCUCCGUCGUCAACGGCCUCCGCAAGAAGCUCAAGGACUCCAUGGACAGCUUCAACUCCCUCAGGCAGAAGAUCUCGUCCGAGUAUAGAGAGACGGUGCAGCGCAGGUACUUCACCGUCUCCGGCGAAAAUCCCGAUGAGAAAACCCUCGACCGCCUCAUCUCCACCGGAGAGAGCGAAACGUUUCUGCAGAAGGCUAUACAGGAGCAGGGGAGGGGCCAGGUUCUGGACACGAUCCAUGAGAUCCAGGAGCGGCACGACGCCGUAAAGGACAUGGAGAAGAAUCUGCAGGAGCUGCACCAGGUGUUCCUGGACAUGGCGGUGCUGGUGCAGGCGCAGGGGGAGCAGCUGGACGACAUCGAGAGCCACGUGGCGAGGGCCAACUCGUUCGUGAGGGGCGGGACCCAGCAGCUGAACAAGGCCAGGUUUUACCAGAAAAACACCCGCAAGUGGACUUGCUUCUUGAUCAUUUUGCUGCUGGUUAUUGCGUUGAUUGUUAUUCUGAGCUUGAAGCCCUGGAACUGGAACAAUGGAAAUAAUAAUAAUAAUAAUAAUAAUCCCACGCCUUCUCCACCACCACCAGCAUCAGUAUAGGAGAGACUAGUUUUGUCACAUUGAUUUCAUAUAUAUUUUUUCUUUAUAUUUUUUUGAAUUGGUGGUGUUCAUUUCCUCCGUAAUUAAAUUACAUGUCUUCUGGGUAUGGCUUGCUAUUU
Prunus dulcis (almond) is the source of this 1528-nucleotide messenger RNA. Its product is annotated as syntaxin-121-like. Gene Ontology annotation, biological process: intracellular protein transport; vesicle fusion; exocytosis. Gene Ontology annotation, molecular function: SNARE binding; SNAP receptor activity. The transcript has 2 exons. Gene Ontology annotation, cellular component: plasma membrane; SNARE complex; endomembrane system. The record is from RefSeq and is a predicted model, not a curated record. NCBI's taxonomy places the organism in Eukaryota, Viridiplantae, Streptophyta, Magnoliopsida, Rosales, Rosaceae. The coding region runs from base 429 to 1409 and encodes 326 amino acids.